CACCACCACACCGACAAUGCAAGCCGGCCCGUCCCGCCUCGGCGGCGGCAGCACCAGCACCCCGCGCGCCCCCCAACCACAACGCACGCUCAAGCAGCCCAUGUCCCUCGGCGUCGCGGAACGCUCUGCGACCCCAGCGGCGCAAUCGGACGCCGCGAGCCUGCGCCGCGCGCUCGAGCGCCGUGCCGAGCUGUCGCGCAGGGCGGAUAAGUGGAUGGAUCGGCUGAUGGAGGAGGUCGUGGACCGGGUCGCGUUCCAGCGGGCUCUCUCGUACGUCCACGCGAAACAAUACGCCGAGGUCGAGCACGAGCGGCACCUGAACAACAUGUGCGCGUACCCGCUCUGCCCGAACCCGCCCGCGGCGCCGUACCGCUCCCAGCGGCGCUUCGUGGUCAGCACGCGCAAUCGCAGCAUCACCGAGACGGAAGGUAACGCCGACGAGGCGUUCUGCAGCGGCCGGUGCCGCGCCCGCUCGUCGUGGGUGCGCAACACGCUCGGCACGGAGGCGGCGUGGAUCCGCGGCAAGGUCGAGCCGCUCGUGUUGCUUGAGGAUCUCGAGGAACGGGGCGAGGUGCGCUGGGGUGGGCGGAGGGGGGACGUGCUUGAGCGGGUCAAGGUGCCCGGGCCAGAGGCGGAGGCGGCGCCGGCUGCUGUGCAAACACCGCAGGCAGCACAAGGGUACGCCGUCGCCCCAGACCCUGCUACUCCCACCCCAGCCGUGGUCGCCGCGCCGGCGUCCCCCGCGACGGCAGCACCCGCCGCGCCAGCGACAACCACCGCGACGACAGCACCAGCCCGACCCACACCAGCCCGCGCACCGCAGAACCUCACCCCCGCCCCCACCCCCGCCGCGCCCACCAGCCCCCAGCCAAUCCAGGACCUGAUCGCCAACCUGGCCAUCUACGAGCGCCCCACGCCGACGAGCAAGCCGCUCCCGCCGAGCCUGAGCCCCGCUGCGCCGCCGCCGGCGCAGGAGGCAGUAGUACCCACCGCGCCGCCCCUGCCCCUCCCCCAGCGCACCUCGGCCCUUACGCCGCCCCGCCGCGCAGCCGGCGCGUCGUCCAUGAUCUCGUCGUCGAGCACCAAGCUCGCGUCGACGCUGCUUGCUGCUGCGAAAGCCCUCCCGCCCGGCGUGCAGGACGACAGCGACGCCGAGAGCUCGGCCAGUGAGGAGGACUGGGCAAAGGAGAUGGGAUGGGGUAAAGGCGCUGAAGUCGAUGCUCUGUUCGACGAGGCGCGCGCCGCGCGCGACUUGCUCGACGAAGCGGCAUAG
Vanrija pseudolonga is the source of this 1273-nucleotide messenger RNA. It is a transcript of the gene Rpap2, whose product is annotated as Putative RNA polymerase II subunit B1 CTD phosphatase Rpap2. Gene Ontology annotation, molecular function: RNA polymerase II CTD heptapeptide repeat phosphatase activity; RNA polymerase core enzyme binding. The coding region runs from base 17 to 1273 and encodes 418 amino acids. The record is from RefSeq and is a predicted model, not a curated record. Gene Ontology annotation, cellular component: cytoplasm; nucleus. The transcript is spliced from 2 exons. NCBI's taxonomy places the organism in Eukaryota, Fungi, Basidiomycota, Tremellomycetes, Trichosporonales, Trichosporonaceae.